This is a messenger RNA of Pelodiscus sinensis (Chinese soft-shelled turtle), 3713 nucleotides long. It is a transcript of the gene MYRFL, whose product is annotated as myelin regulatory factor like. Gene Ontology annotation, biological process: positive regulation of DNA-templated transcription; protein autoprocessing. The record is from RefSeq and is a predicted model, not a curated record. Gene Ontology annotation, molecular function: DNA-binding transcription factor activity; sequence-specific DNA binding. Gene Ontology annotation, cellular component: nucleus; endoplasmic reticulum membrane. NCBI's taxonomy places the organism in Eukaryota, Metazoa, Chordata, Testudines, Trionychidae.
CAUGACUGUUAAAUAGGAUUGCUACCCAAAGGAAUAUUUUGAGGUUAAAUUCAUAUGUAUGGAACACUCGAGUAUAAUGCAGGGAUCCGCAAAAAACCCCUAGAUAAUGCACAAUUCUAGUAAUUAGUGGUGUUUUUCUGUUAUCUUUAAUCAUCCACAUCAAUUUUCAUCUAUAGUACUUACUCAUUUACACACAGUAUACCAGUGUGGAAGGCCAAAUACAAGAUAAGUAAUUUUUAUUGCCUUCUUGUUUGCGCAUGUGUGGCUAUGGGCAUUACUUGGGGGCAAAGGUUCUUAAAACAAGGAAGAUGAUAGACAUAUUUUACAGUUUUCCACAUGAAGUAAGAAAAAUAUGCCUUCUACAAUUUUCCUCCUAAAAUCUUGUCAAGUUCUUCCCUAUAUGUGGUAGAAGCUUUGAGUCCAUUGCUUGGCAUUAGUUUUGAAAGAAUCCUCCUCCGUGGAGCAAAGGCAAUCAGUUGGUUGAGAACAUGAUGACAUGAAAAUGAACGUAUUCAAAAAUACAUCAGCUGGAAAAGAGAGGACGGUGCAACUGUUUCAUAAUCUGAUGUUCCUAAGCUUGUGAAGAGAAAAAUAACUUCUACUUUUGCCAUGGAUGUGGUGGGAGAAAAUGAGGCCCUGCAGCAGUUCUUUGAAGGGCAAGAUGUGCAUGGAGCUCUGGAGAAUGCGAUGGUGGAUACAAGUAUGUUGGAAGAAUUCCUUGGCAGUGACUUGGAAUUUGGAGCACUGCAAAGCCAGUUACCAGAGUCCCCACCAGACUCGGGCUCAGAACCAUAUUCUCCACCGAAGCUGAAGGCUUUACAUUAUGAUGCUGCAGGGUCCACUGGACUGCGGCCGUCACUUUCCUUCCCUACAGCAGGGGCUCCCGAUACAUUUCCUUUUAGAUACCCUGAGAGUUUCUCUGACAUGAACACCAAUGGACAUCCCUGCAGUAUUUUCCAAGACUGCUGUCUCAAGACAGAUAAUGCCAUGUCUCCCUGGAAUACUUCUACAUCCUCCAGCUGUUUGGAUUUAAAUUAUCCGUACCUUCAGCCUCGGAUCUCCCAUAGUUCUGGCAUUUCCCUGGCAUCAGCUAAAAAGAGAAGACACUCACAAUUGUUAGAAGAUACCAUUGAUUCUCCAGCAUGGACUAACUCCUCUCAGCAGGUGACAGCGAAGGACUGUGCCACUGAAAUGCAGGACUAUGACAGUGACGGACAGAACAUAGCUGCUGUGGACAAAUGUUAUCAGGCGCUAACGUGGCAGCCAUACCAAACUUCUCACUGGAGCAGCUUAUUUAACUAUAAUUAUGAAAAGCUCCCUGAUGUAGGAUACCACAUUGUCACAGACAAAGGAUUUAAUUUUUCAGCAACAGAUGAUGCUUUUGUAUGCCAGAAGAAGAACCAUUUCCAGAUCUCAGUCCAUAUUAGUGUUGUUGGGAAUCCAAAAUAUGUCAAAACUCACCUGGGAUUGAAACCCAUUGAAAAGUUUUACUUGAAAACUUUUGGAAUUAAGGUGGAUGCCCCAAAUCAGAUAAUCGCCAUUGAACAGUCUCAGUCGGAUCGAAGCAAAAAAUCUUUCAAUCCUGUUAAACUUGAUCUACCAGGAGACCAGGUAACCAAAGUGACACUGGGAAGAUUACAUUUCAGUGAAACAACAGCAAAUAACAUGAGAAAAAAAGGGAAGCCUAACCCUGACCAAAGAUACUUCAUGCUGGUGGUUGGACUACAUGCUGUCAGUCAAGACCAAUACUAUUUAUUGUCGGCACAAGUCUCUGAAAGGAUCAUUGUGAGGGCAUCUAACCCUGGGCAGUUUGAGAAUGAUACUGAUGUGUUGUGGCAGCGAGGACAUGUUCCGGAGACCAUAGUCUGCCAUGGUCGAGUAGGAAUUAACACAGAUGCACCAGAUGAAGCACUGGUUGUCUGUGGAAAUGUGAAAGUGAUGGGGACAGUCAUGCAUCCAUCUGACAGUCGAGCAAAACAGAAUAUCCAGGAGGUUGAUACAACGGAGCAGCUGAGAAGAAUAGCGCAAAUGAGGCUGGUUGAGUACGACUACAAGCCUGAAUUUGCAUCUGUAAUGGGAAUAAACAGUACCCAUGAAACAGGAAUAAUUGCCCAGGAGCUGAAAGAGCUUUUACCUGCAGCUGUUAAAGAAGUUGGAGAUGUUACCUGUGAAAAUGGAGAAAAAGUAGAGAACUUCCUCAUGGUUGAUAAGGAUCAGAUCUUUAUGGAGAAUAUUGGUGCAGUUAAGCAGCUCUGCAAACUAACUAACAACCUUGAAAUCAGGAUAGAAGAAUUAGAAGUGUGGAAUAGAAAGCUGGCCAAGCUCAAACGGAUAAGCAGUUUAAAUUCAACAGUCAGUGAAAAGAGCACAUUCAGCAAAUGUAGUCGAGCUGCUAGUCUUUUACCACCAAAAAAACCAGCCCCUGUACAGCACAGUAAGGUUUGUUUUUCCAAGGAAAAACAGUCAUGGUCCAACAGAAUUUUCCAGAUCACUGUAAUAGCUUUGGUUUCUGUAAUGGCACUAUGUGCCAUGGCAAUAUCCACUCUUUACAUACUUAGCAUAGAAGAGCAAGAGGUUAACCCAAGUCCCAUUGUCAGCAAUGCUACAAGUUCCAUUACACACCCUCUCUACACCACCACUGCAGCGCUCAGUGACAGCACAGCUUCCUCAGCUAUGACACCCAGCAUUCCAAUCCCCGAAGUGAAUUUCUGUGACAUCUUGCCUUGUGACAAGACCUAUUGCUGUCCAAUUCAUCAAACACAUGGGAAAAACCUGAGAUAUCAGUCAAUGACCGCAAAGGAGGAAAGGAAAUCAGUAAUAUUGUCCUCUCUGACAAGAAGCAAAAAUAACGCACCACAAGGGAGAAGAUUGAUGGAAAAACCUGACCUUGGAAUUGACUGGAUUGAUACAACAGUCAGUUCUAUGCAGAUUUUGGAGACACAACAAAAAAUUGACCGUCGCUAUUGUAGUAAAGGUCUACAGUGCAGGUCUGGAAAUUACAGCUAUGUUAUUCCUGUUAACAAAUACACACCCAUCAAUGUAAAACUCUCCUUGGAAAUCAACACUACGGAGCCAUUAAUAGUCUUUGAAUGCAAAGUCACUCUUGGAAAUAUUUGUUCCCAUCAGUCACGAAACAGAAACAAAAGGGAGGCUUUCCAGGAAACCAGCCAGGGAUAUCAGCAUAUUUGGAUUCUUCCUGUGACUUGGUGGUAUGACAGUGCAUAUCAUUUCCGUGUAGCUGCACCGGAUCUUGCGGAUUGCUCCACAGAUCCAAAUUAUGCCGGGAUCUUUUUUACUGAUUACUACUUCUACUUCUAUCGACACUGUAACUAAAAUAUUGCUGAUCAUUCUGUUUAUUGGGGGCUGAGGGGAGGGUGUGGAGGCGGAGAGAAGAUAAUACUCAUGGUACUAAAAAGAGUUUUGUCUUAGUAAAAGUUUGCAAAUGAAAUGUGAUGUACAGAAUGUUUCCUAGUUUUUGUUUUACCAUUGACUUUUAGACAAGUGGGCAAAAAUAAAUAUUUGUCUGUAGUCCAGGCUCUGCAUGUCCGGUCAUUACUUGUAAAAGGACAUGAUUUCUGAAAAUCAAUGGAGAGCUUGAUGUGUAGAUAUUAAAGGGUUCAGCUCUAGUAACAUCAUAAGAUACGAUAGAUGGAGAAAAAAUAGUGGCAUUCUAAUAUGCUUUAGACUGUUCAGAAGACUUUGAGAUAAUAAAA